AGGGGAACGGGAUCCCCCACCUGCCAGAUGAGCAGCGCGGCGCCUUGCCCGGAGCGGCCGCCGGUCUUCGCGGGAGGCCCCGUCGGCGCGCGCCCCUCCGCCGCCUCCUCGCAGCUGCCCCCGCAGACGUGGCUGGAGCCGGCCUGGGCGGCGGCGGCGGCGGCCCUCCUGGGCGACCCGGAGCCGCCCCAACCACGCGUGGAUCGCGGGGCUGAUCUGUUUGGCAACCUGUAUUUUGCCCCUGAGGAUGAGCUGGAAUCCGGUGACCAACUGUCCACCCAGAUCUACAGGAACAAGCAGCUCCAGGACACCUUGCUACAGAAAGAGGAAGAGCUGGCCCAACUGCAGGCAGAGAACCAGCACCUCAAGCAGUUCCUGAACUCAGCCUUGGUCCGACAGUUGGAGGAGAGGGCCAAGAAACUGCUCUGGCAGAAUGGCAGGAAGUCUUGUGGGGCUCCCAAGAGGCCCCUGAAAACCGAGGGUCCCCCCAUUCCGCGUGAGCCCCCCCAUGCUCCCAAGGCCCGGCGGAGCCUCCUGGGCGAUUUCUCUGCCUGCGAAGAACAGCCCAGGGCCGACGUGGACGUUUGGGUCCUGCAGACUCUGGGACUGAAAGACAUCGACACGAUCGACGAGUCUGCUUCAGCUAACUACAGUGCCUUGACCUUGGGCCCAGCCCUGACCACUGCCCUCCGUGGCCCCAUAGAGGCUACAGAGUUGGGCAUCGGUAAUGGCCGGCCAGCUGUUUACAGAUGUGACGCCUCUGCCCCUAUGGACAGUGAUACAGCCAACAGAAUGGAAGAGCUUCACCUCCUGCCCUCUUUACCGCAGAGUGGUGGCCCUCCGGCCCCCUCCGUCUUGCCCAGCUGCUCCGACCACCUCCUGCCGCCGAGUCACGUGGCCUUCACCACGGCCCUCAGCCCCCACUGCAACGUGAAAACACACACCUUCCGCCAGGGGCAGGCCUUUGUGCGCAGAGACCAGGACGGCGGGUGGAAGCUGACUUGGGUGCCCAAGAAGGCGGAGUAAAGAUGGCCGCCGGCCCCUGCUCUCCCCAACACUGCCAGCAAAGAAUGUUUACAGACUGACGUCUCAGCGUGCUGAAAAACCAGCCUUUGUUGCACUUCUUGGAAAAUGGAACACUUGU
Sphaerodactylus townsendi is the source of this 1144-nucleotide messenger RNA. RefSeq names its product geminin coiled-coil domain containing (gene GMNC). The record is from RefSeq and is a predicted model, not a curated record. Gene Ontology annotation, biological process: negative regulation of cell cycle; negative regulation of DNA replication. Bases 28 to 1026 code for a protein of 332 amino acids. Gene Ontology annotation, cellular component: nucleus. The transcript is spliced from 5 exons. NCBI's taxonomy places the organism in Eukaryota, Metazoa, Chordata, Lepidosauria, Squamata, Sphaerodactylidae.